Molecule: messenger RNA, 882 nt
Organism: Sarcophilus harrisii (Tasmanian devil)
Lineage: Eukaryota; Metazoa; Chordata; Mammalia; Dasyuromorphia; Dasyuridae
Gene: SUB1
Product: SUB1 regulator of transcription
Exons: 5
Coding region: 104-484 (126 amino acids)
Biological process (GO): positive regulation of transcription initiation by RNA polymerase II
Cellular component (GO): transcription regulator complex; nucleus
Molecular function (GO): DNA binding; transcription coactivator activity
Source: RefSeq, a predicted model, not a curated record
GCCCCCCGGGGAGGAGGGGUGGGGCAACUCUUUCCUGUCGUCAUUUCCGGCUCCCUGUCACUCCCGAGCUAACAGCAGAGUGUGCGGCCGCAGGAACGGAGCGAUGCCCAAAUCAAAGGAACUUGUUUCUUCAAGCUCAUCUGGGAGUGAUUCUGACAGUGAAAUUGACAAAAAGGCAAAGAGGAAAAAGCAAGCUCUUCCAGAAAAACCCAUUAAGAAGCAAAAGACAGGAGAAAGUUCCAAAGCACCAGCUUCAUCCAAGCAAAGCAGCAGCCGAGAUGAUCAUAUGUUCCAGAUUGGAAAAAUGAGAUAUGUCAGUGUUCGGGACUUCAAAGGAAAAGUCCUAAUUGAUAUUAGAGAAUACUGGAUGGAUCAAGAAGGUGAAAUGAAACCUGGUAGGAAAGGUAUUUCUUUAAAUCCAGAACAAUGGAGCCAGCUGAAGGAACAGAUUUCUGAUAUUGAUGAUGCAGUAAGAAAACUGUAAAAUCAGAGCCAUAUAAAACCUGUACUGUUUUAGUUGUUUUAAUCAGUCUUUUUACAUUGGCUUUUGUUUUCUAAACUAUUUGUUUUCCAAGCUAUUGUAUAUUUGGAUUGCAAAACAAUUUGUAAGAUGAAUCCUUUUUUUUAAAUGUGCAUUAAAGGUGUAUUCUGAGUGAAGCUAAUUGUCUAUACUUUAUUAAAAAGGUAUGCUUUACAUCCACCACCUGGUGUGAAAUAAAAUCAAGUAAUAAAAUCUAACUUUGUGGCCUUUUUUGAUGAGAAGUGUUGGUUACCGGAAAGGCUAGUAUUUGCAAUUUGUGUAUCUUUUAGUUUCAGUUCAACUGAUGUUAAAGGAGACAUUGAAUAGCAUUGAAUUUAACAAUAAACAUUUGAUUUGUGAAA